GGAGCCCUGUGUUCCUAAACUCACAGGCGACUUGGUGUCGAACACACARUAAAGUGUGAAGAUACACCUAAAGAAAACGGGAAAUGCUUUCUUUCCAAGCUAUUUUCUGCCUUAUUUGUGCAUGCUGUGUUGCCUUAGCUCCUAUAGAAGGUGUAAAAGCCAGUGCAAYCAACAGUACAAGUGUGUCCACAUUUGAUUGUAUAUGCAAUACAUGCUCUGGUGGCAAAAAGUGUCAGUCUACCAUAGCAUGUUUUUCAUCUCUGGUUAAAGAAUCUGGUAAACCUGCUGUCAUCAAGAAAGGCUGUAUCAACAACAAUGUUCAUCAUCAGAUGACAUGUUGGGGGAAAUCAAACAAGUCGUCAAGACAGCACUACACAGUUUGUUGCAAAAAGGAUGAGUGUAAUGCUCUCAUCAACCCAACUUUCCCUCCAAGUGAGCCACAGACCACUCACAAGAAAAAGUAUGACACAGAAUUCUUAGUAAUAAGUAUCUGUGCUCCAGUUGCAGCAUUAAUCGUUUGCAUUAUAGUAGUGUACAUAAUAUUCCAUAGACUUAUUAAAUACCAUGUACGGCACCAGGCAGUACCACAACAUGAGUCAGAACCUGUUGGGCAUAUCCACUGUGCCUUUAAAGCUCCAGGUAGCACACUUCAAGAUCUCAUUGAUAUAUCAUCUGGWAGUGGAUCUGGGUUACCAUUGCUGGUUCAACGAACAGUGGCUAGAGAAACCCAGCUUAUAGAGACAAUAGGAAAAGGACGUUAUGGCGAAGUGUGGAAAGGCCAGUACCAGGGUGAAUAYGUUGCUGUGAAAAUAUUCAACAGUACUGAGGAAGCAUCAUGGAAAAGAGAAACUGAAAUCUACAACACUAUAAUGUUACGUCAUGAAUCAAUUUUGGGGUUUAUUGCUGCCGAUGUGCACUCACGCAAAUCCACCACUUACAUGUGGCUCAUAAUGCAUUACCAUGAGUUAGGCUCCCUUUAUGAUUUCUUAAAUAGAUCAACCUUUGAUGCYGAGACAAUGGUAAGGUUGGCCCUAUCUGCGUCAAGUGGACUAGCACACUUGCACACGGAAAUUGUGAAUGGGACAAAUGGGAAUGGUAGUAAACCAGCUAUUGCACACAGAGAUAUUAAAUCAAAGAACAUUCUCGUCAAGUCCAAUUAUACCUGCGUAGUUGGGGACUUAGGUCUUGCUGUAUUAUACUCAGGACAGAAGGACAGUGUYGACAUGGGCGAGAACACGAAGAUCAGUGUAGGCACACGUCGAUACAUGGCACCAGAAGUACUUGAAGAGAAACUUUAUACAAAGUGUAUUUCUUCCUUUAAGAGAGCAGAUGUUUAUGCAUUUGGACUUGUUCUUUGGGAGAUAUCCCGCAGAUGUGUUUCUGGAGGYUUAGUUGAGGAAUACCAACCUCCAUUCUAUGACAUGGUCAAUAAUGACCCAACCGUAGAGGAGAUGAAGAAAGUUGUUGUCACAGAGAACAAAAGACCCUCUCUACCAAAUAGAUGGAUUGGAGACCCGGUGCUGAAUGUCAUGACCAAGGUUAUCAGAGAGUGUUGGAAUGAAAAUCCUUCAGCCAGACUGACUGCACUWAGGGUGAAAAAAACACUCUCCAAGUUAAUGGAUACAUUGAAGCCAAGAAACGACUCGCUUAACACCAGCACCCCACUUAUCGAAGACGUAAAUAACGUGAAUAUUCACAUCGAAUCUGAAGACAGCAAAACUCUACCAAUGAUKUGAUGACACGUGGGCUUUAAUCCCGAUGGAGAUGUAGGAGGAUAUGUAUCGUACACUCUUUUGGACCCCAUUCCAAGAAUAGGUUAUUAGUACCAAGUUCACCAGUAAAACUGGGUAUUUCAGCAAAUUUCUGGAAACUUCCUUACUGGGACUGUAGAUCCUACAGUACAAGUCUUAGAACUAAACAAUGUAACUGGUAGGGAUAAACGUAUGUCAUGGGCGCAUUAGACAUUGAACUUCUGUUUAGGUAUCCUAGGGCUUAAGAUCAAUAUUGAUCUAGUAGACCAUUUGUGCAUCUAUUUUGAUGACAAGACAGAUUUUCGAUGAGUGAGAAACUUAGAAUGUGACUCAAAUGGCUWGCGCUUUGAUACUUAAACCUGGUGAUUCUCACGAGCAAACGCACGUUGACACAAACAUAAGCACAAGCGAAAAGCAACGCAUGAAGAACAAAAUAUCCCGUUGUCUUGCGUUUGCGCUUGCGWCACUYCUWUUCAUAGUGRGGGGCUGGAGUUCCGUCGGCRUGCUCCGCUAGUGAGAACCAGGCUUUAAAAACACGGUUGAUGUGUGGAUGUGCUCGUGCUUUGCUCAGUACUGAGUGCGCUACCYUUUAGCAGGCUUUUGAGUUUCAUCUAGACUAGGCUGCUUGCAGCCCGACAGCGUAAAGGUCAUACUGCAUCCCGCACAAUCAUAGUUAGUAGAGAUAUAUCAAUGUUGCUUCCCUCGUUUUUCUCAGGUCGGUGUCCUUAUUCAAAAUCAAGACUUUCAGCCAAUAUUCACAUCAGCAUAUAACCUGAGUGGAAGUUUUCCUAAAGCGCAACACUUGUUAUGCCUUUAAAUUGAUGAUUAUCAGUAGAGGACUUCAAAGGUUGCACUAGGUAACUUCUWAACCCAGAUUAUUAUAUCAGAUUAGUAUAUUGUGCAUUCACUUGGGAUAGGCUGAUGAACGUCCUUGUGUCUGAAGAGGAGACGGUCUAACUAUGUGUAGGUUUAACCUAGAGUUGUAGUGUAGCUGGGGAUUGAACCGACGACUUCACGCACGACAGAUCAAUUUUUAAYCAACUGAUCCAACCGUGUAGCCCUAAAAAUGUAGUGAAUAACGCGAGGAAAGCUAUUACAACCAAUCACAUUGUUUAAAUUCCUGGAAGCCAUUUAGAAGAGUCACUUGACGUUUGUCAUUCAUUUCAAAGUUCGUAAUCUCCUUGUCUUUGCUUCCAAAACUUAGUCUUAAUCAAAAAUUCUUGUCUGGAUAACAGAACUUGGCCAGACUUUUCAAAGUCUCUAAACUUGACGCAGAAAGAUUUGACUUAUACCAAACUGAACUUGUAUAUAUGUGUGUAUUGAUUGUGGCCAAAUUUGCUGUYGAAUUAUGUUUCUGUUAAAAAAGUUAAACUGUUGGAGUACGCCUUAAAUUUCCCUUGUAGCCGUGCUUUCACGAUGUUAAAUGUGCAUUAAAUAUCCGGUCUCUCUGCGUUAAUUCUCCACACUGUCUCGGGACAGUCACUGAAUAGACUAGUGCAUGGGACACGUGAUAAGUACGAAUACCACCCCCACGCAGACUAAUCUGGUAGAAAAAUAACGAAAGAAAAAAAACAACAAAAAAGCUAAAAUGUAACGCAUAUUAUUCAAGCGACUGAAAUAUAGAAUAUUAAGUCCUA
Molecule: messenger RNA, 3388 nt
Organism: Actinia tenebrosa (Australian red waratah sea anemone)
Lineage: Eukaryota; Metazoa; Cnidaria; Anthozoa; Actiniaria; Actiniidae
Product: activin receptor type-1
Biological process (GO): protein phosphorylation; cell surface receptor protein serine/threonine kinase signaling pathway; cellular response to growth factor stimulus
Cellular component (GO): signaling receptor complex; plasma membrane
Molecular function (GO): transmembrane receptor protein serine/threonine kinase activity; ATP binding; metal ion binding
Source: RefSeq, a predicted model, not a curated record